AUGGCGGAGGGUUUUAUACCCAGAGGAGAAGAAAGAAUGGAGGAUGUCGCUGAAGGCUUCUUGAAUGAACUGAUAAGACGAAGCUUGGUUCAAGUGGAUUCUACAUUUUGGGAAAGAGUUACUGAAUGUAGGGUUCAUGAUUUACUCCGUGAUCUUGCGAUACAAAAGGCAUUGGAGGUAAACUUCUUUGACAUUUAUGAUCCAAGCAACCACUCCAUAUCCUCUUUAUGUAUCAGACAUGUGAUUCAUAGUCAAGGAGAAAGGUACCUCUCACUUGAUCUUUCUAACUUAAAGUUGAGGUCAACUAUGUUCUUCGAUCGAGAUUUCCGUAAGACGAGUCUUAUAAACUUCAGGAGUGUGUUCCAACAUCUAUAUGUGUUGUACUUGGAUAUGCAUGUUGGGAAUGUGUCUCUAGUACCUGAUGCCAUUGGAAGUUUGUACCACCUCAAGUUCUUAAGCUUGAGAGGUAUCCAUGAUGUUCCCUCUUCCAUUGGCAACUUCAAGAAUCUAGAGACACUUGUUGUCAAUGAGGGGGCAUACUCUUGCAAACUACCCCGCGAGACAGCUGACCUGAUAAAUCUAAGACAUUUAGUUGCUCAGUAUACAAAACCUCUGGUACAUAUAAGCAAACUCACUAGUCUUCAAGUUCUUAAAGGCAUCUGUUGUGAUCAGUGGAAAGAUGUUGACCCUGUUGAUUUAGUCAAUCUUCGAGAAUUAAUCAUGGAUGAUAUUAACAAAUCUUACUCCCUAAACAACAUUAGCAGCUUGAAAAACCUUAGCACUCUCAGAUUACGGUGUUAUGUUAAUGAAUCAUUCCCAUCCCUUGAAUUUGUUAAUUGUUGUGAAAAGCUCCAGAAAUUGUUGUUACUAGGGAGAAUAGAGAAACUGCCUAAUCUGUUUUCAAAUUCCAUCACAAUGAUGGUUCUGAGGGACUCAAGACUGACAGAAGAUCCGAUGCCUAUUUUGGGAAUGUUGCCAAACCUAAGGAAUCUCGAUUUGGUUAGUGCUUAUGUAGGAAAAGAAAUAAUGUGCAGUGAUAACAGCUUCAGUCAACUAGAUUUCCUUAUUCUUUAUGAUUUUGAGAAGCUAGAAAGAUGGGAUUUAGGCACAAGUGCCAUGCCUCUGAUUAAAGGUCUUGGUAUCUAUGAAUGUCCAAAUUUAAAGGAGAUUCCUGAGAGAAUGAAGCAUAUAUGUUGUCUUCAUAAUCGUAGAGGUAUUGAUGGGGGCAUUUCUGCCAAGCACAUUGGUUAUUAA
Messenger RNA from Solanum tuberosum (potato), 1254 nucleotides. RefSeq names its product disease resistance protein RPP13-like. The transcript has a single exon. The coding region runs from base 1 to 1254 and encodes 417 amino acids. The record is from RefSeq and is a predicted model, not a curated record. Gene Ontology annotation, biological process: defense response to other organism. Lineage: Eukaryota; Viridiplantae; Streptophyta; Magnoliopsida; Solanales; Solanaceae.